Drosophila innubila is the source of this 901-nucleotide messenger RNA. RefSeq lists its product as uncharacterized. NCBI's taxonomy places the organism in Eukaryota, Metazoa, Arthropoda, Insecta, Diptera, Drosophilidae. Bases 247 to 630 code for a protein of 127 amino acids. The record is from RefSeq and is a predicted model, not a curated record. The transcript is spliced from 4 exons.
ACUCUUUCGUGUUGUGAAAAAACAACGUGUGUGCGCUUAAUAAUCGUGGAAACCUCACUACGCCGGGCAUUUUUUAAAUGCCGUACAAAUAAUUGUGCUCCAAGACUUUCUGUAUUAACAAUCAAGUAAUCGAGUGAAUUAAAUUUUAAAAACUGUAAUUGAAAAUAUUUCUCGAGAAUAUUUUCAAACAGUGGUAGAUCGCAGAAACUGCGAACAUUUUAACAAACUUUAACUUUGCCCCUUUGAAUGGUGCUGCUGCAAGUGCGUGAGAAACCAUUGAAAAUUAGUCAGCACGUGACUAAACUCUGGUAUCAACUGUUUGAUCAAAGCAACCUCCAGUCGUCUGAAGUUUCAUAUUUAUUCAAUAACCUCAGUCUGAGUAUCGUCGAUAUGGCCUUACCACAAGGAGCCUUCGCGGCCUGCAAGCUACGUGAGCAGUUCCAUGAGCGUGAUAUGAUCUUGUCACGCCUACGAGCUGCCAAUAAUGCUGAUAAAGCUGAUAAUAAUGCCCAGCGAGAAUAUUCGCCGGUCAAGUAUAAUGAUAAGCUAAUGAAUUCCAUUUGGGGUUUGUACAAUCGUUACUCCCCCCACAAUGUGAAGAAGAACGAGUUCGUCCCUCCAAAAUGCUAAACAAAAAUCAGGCGCAGCAGCUCUGCUUUUGAGCUGUUGCGCCUCCAUUGCCUUGCCACAAUCAACCUGUGGCAUUGGCUGCUGCAACAACAUGUUGCACAUAUAUAAUCUCAAUAUAUAUAUAUAUAUAUAUAUAUACUAUAAAUACAAUAUAUACUCACGUAGCUGAUCUUGGGGACUAUUAAAAAUUCGAAAAUAAAACUGCAGAGCAUAAGGUUAAAUCAUUCGCAUCUAUGUAAAAUUCAAUAAAUACUCUUGAUAUGUUAUAAAU